AUGGCGCGUCUGGCUUUCCUCGUCGCAUCCCUGGCGGUGAUGCUUGUGGUGGCUUCUGCUGAUAAGCCAACCCUUCAGACUGGACCCGGCAACCCGGCAGUCAACCUCGACCAAGCCAAGGGCGCUAAUGGCGUCGUGACUGAUGUCCCUGCUAGCAUCGAGAAGGCGGCAGCAGCGGGCAAGCUGGACCAACUCCAGGGCCAGACGGUCGUGAGCACGGCCACCGACAGUAUCCUGAUGGUGGACGUGAAGCAGGCCGGAUGGAACAAGAUGAAGUGCAAGUGGAGCGCGGGCUUUGCCGAUGCUGGUAAAGGCGCGUGCACCGUUCAGAACUGCAGCUUGGGUGGCAUCCCCGCCAAGUGGAAGACGUCGAACCUGCUCAAGAACAAGCUCGGUGUGGAGGUGUACGUGAAGGGCAACCCCUGCACUGUGAAGAAGGCGUCCCCGCAGACGUGCUGCAACACGUGCGCGGGUUUCUCGGGCUGCACUUACUGGCAGUACAUUCCUGACAUCACGAUCGACGGCAAGAAGUCGGACGGCGCGUGCUACCUGGUGCACGACAACAUCGACUUCACCUGCGGUGAGCUCACCGCGCAGUACGCGACGGACUCGAAGCCCGUGAACCUGCAGGUGCGCACGGGCGGCGAGUGCAACCCCGCGGCGAAGAUCCAGAACGACCCGCAUCUGGUGGGCGCGUACGGCACGCACUUCGACUUCAACGGCCGCCCUGACAAGGCUUUCUGUCUGCUGGCUGACAAGGACCUGCACAUCAACAUGCUGCUGCGCGGGUACUACUCUGACGACACGGAGAACGCGGCACUUGUUGUUGACGGCAAGGCCGUGCACACGUGGAUCAAGGAGCUCGGCAUCAUCUGGUUCGCUAACGGCGCCGACCACAAGGUGCGGCUGGCGGCACGCGGCGGCAAGCAGCAGGAGCGCGGCGAGGGCUUCAUGAAGACGAUCGAGAUCGACGGCGAGGAGAUGCCGAGGAUGAACGUGGGCGACGAGGUGACGACCGAGGGCGGUCUGACUCUGCGAUUCGCCGCUCUGGAGAAGGAGGGCCCGUAUGACGUGGACUACUACACCCUUGUCAUCGACGGCCUCGUGGGUCUCGACCUGCGCCUGCGCGUCGCCAACCCCAAGCUGCAGACCCCCAACGACGCCGAGGCGCACAUCAACGAGGGCAUUGUCGAGCUGGAGCACACCGACGACGUGCACGGCGUGCUCGGCCAGACGUACCGCCCCGACCACGCGGAGCGCGCCGCGAACUUCCAGAAGAUGAUCACGACCCUGCACCGCCCGGUCUCCGCGGACAGCGAGGAGGGCACUGGGUUCCUCGAUGGCACUCCCCGCAUGUACGAGUCGAGCUCUGUCCUUUCUGUGGACUGCGCAUUCACCGAGUACCACCGCGCGAAGCAGCUGAGCCCCGUGCAGCACAUCGACAUGGAGCCCCUUCCCUAG
Molecule: messenger RNA, 1461 nt
Organism: Closterium sp. Yama58-4
Lineage: Eukaryota; Viridiplantae; Streptophyta; Zygnematophyceae; Desmidiales; Closteriaceae
Source: the annotation of a GenBank genome assembly